Molecule: messenger RNA, 3073 nt
Organism: Aphidius gifuensis
Lineage: Eukaryota; Metazoa; Arthropoda; Insecta; Hymenoptera; Braconidae
Product: protein orai-2-like
Exons: 2
Coding region: 860-1987 (375 amino acids)
Biological process (GO): store-operated calcium entry
Cellular component (GO): membrane
Molecular function (GO): store-operated calcium channel activity
Source: RefSeq, a predicted model, not a curated record
UUGUUAGUUUUAAAACCGAGUUCGGAGACACCAAGGUUCUUUGUCUUUUAAAAAUAUUAAUAUUUAAAAAUUUAUUAAAAUUAACAUUAUUACUUAACAAUAUUUUAAAUACUUGAUUUUAAUUAUUUAAUAUUGAUUAAUCAAUUUUAAAUAUUUUUAAUUUGAAAAAAAAAAAAAGGUUUCGAAACAUUAAAUAUUUCGAAAUUAUUUAUCAAGUGAUUUUUUGUGAUUCAAGUCAUAAUUUUUCUUCUUCUUAUUCUUUAUAAAUAAUUUUUAUUUUUUUUUUUGUUUUAAAAUUUCAUCAUUGUCUUUAUUUGCCGGAAGUGUGCAUUAAAUCAAAUGUGGAAUUUAAGUUUUUUAAUUUCUGAAAUUUAUCUACAUAUAUAAUUUUUUUUUCUGUUUUUAUUUUCUAAAAUUGUGACAUUAUUAUUAUUAUUAUCAUAUGAAAAUUGUUGCUAAUAAUCUUGUCCAAGCCCUUGAAUUAAAAAGUAAAUUUUUAUCAGUUAUUUAAUCAGUGUUUGAAUUAAUCUCAAUAUAUAUUAUUCACCUUUUAUUCUUGAAAUAAAAUAGGUCAAUAAAAAACAUUUAAAAGUUAUCGUUGCAAAUUGUUGACUUAUUUGAUUAAACUACAAGUGAUACGAGUUGAUAAAAAAAAAAAAAAAAAAAAAAAAUUCUUUCAAGUGCAGUGACACCAAAUUGGAAAAAUAAUAUAAAUAAUUUUUUUUUUCCAUCAAACAUUACGUUAUCAUCAUUGUUCAAGUAAUCAAAAAAAAAAAAAAAAAACUAAUGAAGCUUGAAUUUAAAAAUAUGAUAAAAUAAAUAUUGCAAAAACGAUUAAAUAAAAAAAAAAUAAAUAAAAAUGUCAAAUAGUUUAAAUAAUUUAGACAAUAAAGAAUAUAAUUUAAAAAUGUUAUCGAGUGAUUGUCCAAGUGUCAUUAUGAGAAUAGAUAAAUUAAAAAUAAAUAAUGAAAAAGAAGAAGAAAUAAUAAAAAAAUUAAAUAAAUCAACGCAAAUUGAUUUUUCAAAUAAUUCAAAAAUAUGGAAAGCAAUACCAAAUCGUAAACCACGUCCAUUAUCAUUAUCAUCUGGUUAUAUACAAAAAUCAAAUCAUUAUAAUCAAACAAUAAUAAAUACACCAAAAAAUUUAUUAUACGAAUCAAAAAGUGAAGUUGUUUUAUCACCAAGAACAAGAAUAAAUACUCCAAAUAAAUUUGUAUCACUUGAUAUUGAUAAUAUUAAUAAUCAAUAUAAACAAACAACAACAACAACAACAACAAGUGGUUCAUUAUACACACCAUAUUCAGAAAGUAAUAUAUCAAAUUCAUGCUGUAAUUGUUGUUGUAAUUGUACAAACAAUGCCAAACAAUCAAAUCAUAAUAAAAAAUUAAUUGAAGAUUAUGAUCAUGAUGGUCCACAAGGUUUAUCAUGGAGACGUUUACACAUGAGCAGAGCUAAACUAAAAGCAACAGCAACAACAUCUGAAUUAUUAUCAGGAUUUGCUAUGGUUGCAAUGGUUGAGCUACAAAUAAAUGAUCCAACAACAGUACCAGAAUGGUUAUUUAUUAUGUUUGCUGUAUGUACAACAGUACUUGUAUCAGUUCAUAUAUUUGCAUUGAUGAUUAGUACAUAUUUAUUACCAAAUGUUGAAGCAAUUAGUAAAUUACAAAUAGCUAGUCUUAUAACUGAAUCACCGCAUGAAAGAAUGCGUGGUUUUAUUGAAUUAGCAUGGGCAUUUUCAACAGUACUUGGAUUAUUUUUAUUUCUUGUUGAAGUUGCUAUUUUAUGUUGGGUUAAAUUUUGGGAUUAUUCAAUUAUGGCUGCAACUGCUAGUACUAUUAUUGUUAUACCAGUUUUAAUUGUUUUUGUUGCAUUUGCUGUACAUUUUUAUCAUUCAUUGGUUGUUUAUAAAUGUGAAACAUCAAUAAGUGAUCUAGAAGAACUUGAAAGUAUUAAAAAAAAAUUGGACAAUGUACAAACAUCUGUUUAAUUUUUUUUUUUUAGUAUUAAGUGAUUUUUCAAUAAUUAUAUAUUGUAUAAAUGUUUGUUUUUAUUAUUUUUUUAUAAAAUAAUUAUCAAUUUGUUGUAGAUUUACUUACUUUUAAUUUAGCUGAUUAAUUUAAUUGUUUUUUUUUUUUUUAUGAUUGUAUAAAUGAAAUUUCAUCUUAAUAAAAAUAUAGCAACCAAAAUAUUUUCAAAUAAUUAAAUCAUUUUUAUUUGUAAAAAUUAAAAAAAAAAAAUGUUUUGUUUUUCGGCAUUGUUUUUAUAUAUGUGACAUGUUUUUUUAAAUUUUUCUUCAUGACAAUCGAUGAUGCAUACAGUAUCAAUAUUUUAAAUAUUAUUUUUUUUUUGUUCAUGUAAAAAGACAACACUAUUUUAUUAGUAAUUAAAUUUUUUUCAGUCACACUAAAAAAAUGAUAAAAUGUGCAAAAUUUAUAAAUAAUAAUGAAAUUAAAUUUAUUAUUUAUUUUUUAUAAAUAAUUUUACACUUAAUUGCAGAAAUUAAAUAUAUGAAAAAUAAAAUCAAGUUACAUCUUAUUGCACAAUACUUGGCAUUUGUUUUUUUAAAUUUUCAAUCUCACAUUUUCUCGAUAUAUACGUUUUUUUUUUCUUUGUAUUUAUUAAUUUAUUUAUUUUAAAUUAAUAUUCAUUAACAACUUAAAUUUUGUCCAGGUGAAUUAGUCAUAGAAUUAAUAAUUUUUUAUGUACAUAAUGAAUAAGAAAAGAAUAACAAAAAAACACUGGCCAUAAUUUUUCGAAAUUUCAUCAGUGUUUUUGUUUAAUAAUAAUAAUAAUUUAAAGUAGUAUAUUUUUGAAAAUAAAUUGACAGUAUUGAGUUUUGUAAAUAAUACAAAAAAAUGAUUGUGUCAAAGGCAGUUAAUGAUGCGAGGGAAAAAUAAAAAAAAUGAGAAUUUUUAAUAAUUAAACAACCAGCUAAUUAAUUUAAACAUUCAUGUACCUCUCAACUAUAUGGUCUAAUGAGUAAUGAGUCUUUAUACAAUUUAAAUCAACAAAAAAAAAAUUAAAUUUGUUGAAAAAAAAAAUUAUAUAUUUAUAUGUUAAAUAUUUAUUUUAA